CGGGCACACACGCCAACAGCUGGUGAACCGUGCGCAGGUGCCGGAAGACCGCGCACCUGCGCCGGGGAGCUGAGCACCUUCAGACGGGGCAGGGCCUAGCCCGGUCGGCGCUUCCACCACUUCAGAGAAGCGCCGGCGGGGCGAAGGCGAGCGGACGAGACGGAGUUCACCGCGCUGGCGGUACCCCGGGGCGGCCCGGCCCGGCCCCCCGUCCCCAGCGCCCGCGGAGCGGGGCCGCGCCGGGCCAUGGCGGAGCGGGGCUGCGCCCGUGCCGCGCAGGGGGGACGCGCCGGGGCGGGCAGGCGCGCCGUACCCGCACCAGAGGCAGAGGGGCCGCGGGGAAGCCGCACCGUGCCGGGGUCGCUGGAGCGCCGGCGCUGCCUGUACCUGCGCACGGGCCGGGCCUGCUGCCAGAUGGUGGAGGUCCUGCUCGCCGCCCUGAUCCUGGUCUGCAGCUCCGUGUCCUGCGGCUCGGCGGGAGGAUACACCGGCCUCCCCGCCCUGGGGGGCAUCUACUACUACCAGUACGGCGGGGCCUACAGCGGCUUCAGCGGAGCGGAUGGGGAGCGAGCCCAGCAGCUUGACCAGCGUUUCUACCUGCUGAAGCUGCCCAUUGCAAAGGCAGCGAUGGUCGUGGGAGGAUGUCUCCUGGUCUUCCCGUGUGUUCUAAUUUUGGUUGGUGUUCUGCAGGUCCCGUGGCACUUCCCAGCAUGGCUGCUAAUUGAAUGCACCUUGCACAUAGUGAUUGCAGUUGGCACAGUGCCUGCUCUCUACUAUUUCCUCCAUUCUCUGCUGAGCGUUUAUAAUUCAUCAGUGUGCAAAGAGAGAGAGCAGCUUUAUCAAAGCAAAGGCUAUCAGGGCUUCUGGUGCAGCUUGCAUGGGGCAGAGAUUGCUGCUGGUCUAUUGGGCUGCAUGGCUGCCAUGGCAUACCUGCUCAGUGCAGGCCUAGCUGUCAGAGAUUAUAGGACAGUUCAUGAACAGAAACAGAAGCCACUGCAAUUAUAAAACUCAAAUGAUUCCUGCACUCCAGUAAUGGUCUUGAUUUUUGCCAGUCUCGUUACUGAGAUGAAGCAGUAUGCUUUCCUUUCUUCUGGACAGUACAGCCUUAAUGCUACAGAACACCCACCAAGCUGGCAUAGUUCUAAAUAUGGUAGAGUCAGGUUAUUCCUAACUUGAAUUUGCACUAUUGAGUUAUUAGUGGCUCAAAGCUGAUGCAGUGGAUUGUCUCUGCUUUGCUACAAGUACUGCCGCUACAUGCUUCUGUCAAUUAACACCUUUUUGUAGCUGAAACUGUCUUUACAAAAGGCAUGUGACUCUGCUGAGAAAAGAGCUCUUAAAAACAAGUGACUGAGGCCCAUGAUUGUGACAGUUAAAUAUUGCUUCCUUGUAGGUCUCUUGGAAUUAACAGACCAGUGUGAACAUGACAUUUAUAAGGCCAUGAAAAAAUCCUGAAAAAACCUCUCAAACUCAGUCUAACUUGUGAUACAACGCCUUUUCAAAUUCCUGGAGAGGGUGCAUUUAUGUAUAAAAUGGUCUUUUUAUAUAACUUGUAUAUAAGACUUUUGCUUAAAAAGAUGCCCUAGAUUGGGAUAAUCAGACAAAAGCUUUAGGAGGUAAAAUUGGUGAUUCAAUAUAGAAGUAUAUUGUUUUCAAAAUACAUUUUCAAUGUAGAAGUUGGAGAAAUGAGAUGCUGCUCUUAAUUUUUUUUUUUAGAAAAACUUUUAUAGGAAGUUUAACUGGGAAAAAAUCACCAACUCAUGUCUCAAAAUGAAAUGCCACUUCAGAGCAGUGUCCAUUGUGUGGAUUGUUCAUAUGAGGCUGGAACCACCACAGUCUCACAGAUAAGUUCUGUCCAUAUUAAAAAACUAAAUAUACCAGAAACGUGCUUUGCCUUGGACAUAGCUCUUCUUUCACUGGCACCAGUGACUAAAUCCUUACAAUUACCAAAACCAUGGAACACUAUUAGAACUAGAGACACUAAAGUAAAACAGAUGCCAAGUAGGAACACACUAUGUGCUUUUUGGGGUUCGCUUUUUUUUUGCCUUUUAACAUCAAGUGUCUCAGCACAGGGAUUUACGUAGACCUGUUUUUGGAUUUACAGGACUGUUGUCCUGUUUCUGCUAACAUUUCUGUAUUUCCUCUUGUUGCAGCUACUUCUAGAGCUGUACAGUGCUAUUGAGAGCAAGUUCACAGGGCAGCAUUCCUCUAGCAGGAAACAGAAAGCUGCCUUAAUAACUGGUAAGCCGAAUUCCACCCUCACAGUGUUCUGAAAGAAGUUUUUGUAUGGAAGGCUGAUGAGUGAAGUAGCACAUAGAGCUCAGUGAAUAACCUGCAGCACAGCUGCUGCUAGACACAGCUACCUUUGAAUGGGAUAUUGCAGAGAUUUUUUCCAGCACAGUAACAGAAUCAGAAUAAGCUGUUAGAUGAAAGUAAAAAUCUUUAUUGCUAAGUCAGCUGAAAAUUCAAUGCAAAAAUACUCUUCCUUCAUCAACUUCUCUAUACAUCUGAAUAAAGAAUCAGUGGACUAGUGUUUUCCAACAAUCACGUUAUUUGCCUUUCCAAAGCAGUACAUAGGCCACAGUGCUGAGGGCACAUUCAUUGGACAACCUACUCCCACACACUAUAAAAACAGGGAUCAUUAUAGGUGCAUGCUAGAGUGGGAUACAGAAAAUACUCUCCUUUUUAAAAACAAAAAAAAAGCAUGAAAAAGGAUUAUUUAGUAAACGGUUGGUACACUGCAAUAGUUAACAUGCGCCAGAUCAUAUUAAUAAUUUUAAAAAGGUAACAUUUUAAAAUGUGAAAAAAGAGGAAAAAUACAGUUGAGUCUUUAGAAGAGCAAUAGAACAGCAGACAAUGAUUGCACAAGACCAAAGAGGUGAUCUGCCUGAAGAAAGGCCUUUGGCAAGUGACACAAAAGCCACCAGCAUCUGUCUGGAAGGAGUGCAGAAACCCCACAGGUCCAAAGCCUUAGGUGUGGCUGAAGGUCCUGUGUACUACAGGAAAGCUUUUAGACUUCACAGCAGCUUGUCCCUGAGAGAGGAAAAUACUUCCUCCUCCUUGGAACAGGAUGUUACCCUCCCAUCUAACUGAAGAUUGCAGUCUGAUAUGAGCAGUCUGUGAUGCUGCUUCCACUGGGCCUUGUUCUGGGGGCAACAUGGAGGCUCUUACCUUUAACACCUGGGCCCCCACUACCCACCACUCAAUACAGAAGCCUUUCUGGACAGGACAGGACAAGAGCAGUGCCUUCAGAGUACCUGUCUCAGCAAGCAUGCUUAUCAGCAGAGCCAGAAUUACUGAAGAGAUGGACCAGCAACCUCCUCAGCUUCACUUGGCUGUGGCUACGUGCAGUGUGGGAGGGCUUGCAUUGCUCAGCAGGGACAAAAUAGCCAGAGGACCUCAAGGUGAGAACCCCUCUCUAACAGAAAGUCUGCAAGUGAGUGGGACAUUCUCAGUGAUGUGGUUAUGUGAUGAUCACAUAGUAUCUCUGUAAACUCUGUAAAAUCAGGGAAGGGACUGGAGAACAGGAAGAUAAUUGGGAAGACACUUUCUAUACCCUGCUAUGAGUCCUUCAGUAGACUGCCCAUUCAUACCUGUUCCACCUACAGCAGUGCUCCUUGGGAGCUUGAAAUCUAAGGUAGUGUUAAUAAAUAAAGUAGGGCAGACACAAAGGGAGGAAGGAAAACAAAAGGUAAUGGAGGGAAGCACUCUGUUCUGUGAGUUGUCCUCACCAGACAGAUGAAGAUAACCCAGCCACACCACUGUCUGACCAAUGUCAGAAAAAAACCAAUUUCUUUGGAUGACAGUGACCUUGAAGCGUGUCUCAGCAGUUGGAAUCUUUUGUUAGAAAAUCCAGGACAUCUGCAUGAAAAAAUUACGCCAGUGUCUUUGCUGACACCCAAAAGUGGCCUAGGAAAAAGCAGCACUUUCUGUGAUGAACAGGCACUAUUUUUAAUGCAUGAAAAAGAUUUUGGAUGACUGGAGAAAAAGCAUCACAAUGCUGUGGCUGAAAUGGAAAAGGAAAAGCUUAAUCCUUGGAAGAAGCACAUGGAAAAUAUGCAAAAGCUGCUUGAGGACACCAGCGCUUGUCUUAGUCAAAUAAAGAAACACUAUUUGGAACAGCUAAAGUCAACUCAGCCUGUGCUGCCCAGAGUCCAUAAUACCAGCUUCACAGAAAUCUGUGGAUUCUUCCUGGAAUGUAAGAAAGAUAACAAGCCAUGUCUUCCAUGACAGUUCACACCCAUAGAAAAUAGGAGCUGGCUGUAUUUAAACUCCCUUUCUGCUUCAAAACCAGAAACAGCACUGGAGAAAAAGUCAAAGUAGGCAUUCCUUCUGUUCCAUUCUGCCACUACCUCCAAGAGGUACAGUUCAGAAAUCUGCAUGCUCUGUUGCAGAGCUGUGUUUUUCUUAUUCCUUCAACACUGAGAUAGGUAGAGCCAUUCAUUACUAACUCCUUGUGGCAAUUCUGCAUGCAAUAGUACUGAUUCAGACUGGCAAGGAUACACUGGACUUUCCAUAUCAGUGCAAGAAAUAGAGACCUGAUUUGCAUUCAUACAUGCUACUCAGAGUGCAGGACUUGUCAGAGUCUUACUCAGAAAUAAGGGUUUCUGCAUCAGUCCCUGAUCAUCAUACUGAAUGGAGGCUGUUCCACAGCCCUUUCAGAUAUCAGAAACUGUGAGGCUAGGCACAGAUAUUUGGUAAAAUUAUCACCAGUAACAGAAUCAAAAGUUGCAGCUGAAUACAUUGGGAUGGGGUUUAGCAUUUGAACCUUUUCUGCUGUUUCUCCUCUGCCUAAAGGAUUCAAAUCCUUGUUUCUGUGACUUUAAGAGUUAGCUUCAACCUCCAGUUCCAAAUGAAAUAAGCAUUUAAACAACCAAAAAUUGUGAGAGUUUAAACUUUGCAAAAAGUUGGGUUGUUUCAUGAUUACAAUCCUAAAAUGUUGCUCCUCGUGCGUGACAGAAAUACCUUUUUUUCUUAGUGAGAAGAAAUUCAAGGUGCUCUGAAAUCUCAGUAAAAUUCCAUUAGAUUUUGUCAAAAGAUCUAUAUUGACAGAAUUUCACAAACAGUCUGCACAGUAUUUCCUUCUGAGUAAGGCCCAAAUUUGAUCCAAAAAUAGACAACUCAAGCCCCUCAGAUCUCUUCAGAAGAAACGUUUAUGUUUUCUUCAUAAAUAUAUAAUUAAUGAAGAAAAGGCACUAGCCCACAUCACAGUCAGGAUUAUUGCACCACUGACAUGACAGGGACAGCUGCUAUCCAGCUCUGUCAGGAAGGAAGACAGAUCUGCAUGCUACAGAGGCAGUGACGUCCACAACCCUUAUACAAGAUGACAACAAUUGCAGCCAACUUACACCCUGCACCAAAAAUCCUAAUGGAAACAAGGCAUCUGAGUGCAGACUAGCCAGUUCAUCAUUAGUGGGACUGUUUUAAACAUCUUUUCAGUGCUGAUAAAAAUGUGAGUAAGAUGAAAAGUUUAAUUUUUGCUUUUGUGCUGAAGGCUUAGCAGGAACAAGUACACUUUCACCUUGUUUGUGGCCAAAUUGGGCACAUACCAUGAAAUGCUGGUUGCUGUGUAUUUGGAAUAUGACUCCUGCUUCUAGAGGCAAGCAAAGAUGCUGUAGCUGACAAUGCAGAGGCUUAUGUUGACAGAAAAGAGCACUGGAUGCUUCUGCCAGUCUUACAGCACACCAUUGUUUACAGCUUAACUCUUCUGACUGACCACUGAGACAAGCACAAGCUCCUGGCUUUAUCCCAUGACUUCUGUAGAGGAAGCUUCUACUGUGAAGCAUCCAUGAUGAAGGUGGCCAGGCUGCUGCUGAGGUGGGUCUGUGCUCUGCAGCUAGAACCACUAGAUCUACACAUUGCCUUAAUCAACCAGUCCUGAUCUUUUCUAUGCUCCAUAUAAAAUGCAUCGGUUGGCACCUGCUUAUCACUCAGCUAUGUGUUUUCUCAUCCUGCACAGAAUGAUCCCAUCAUAACCUUCACUCUCCCCUACACCAGUGCCCAUCAGAACACUGGUACCCUGAGUCCUCCACUAUCCUAAGAACAUCCAUUGGGAAAAGUCCACAGCAUACCUGCUGUGGAGUGCUUUCUCCCCUAACCCUAAAUAAUAAAGUGCUGGGCUGAAAGGGAAAAGAACAGCUUCAGUGCAAUAAAUAAAAGUGCUUGCAAUUAAUGUAGGAAA
Messenger RNA from Passer domesticus (house sparrow), 6178 nucleotides. RefSeq names its product MARVEL domain containing 3 (gene MARVELD3). Lineage: Eukaryota; Metazoa; Chordata; Aves; Passeriformes; Passeridae. Bases 247 to 1005 code for a protein of 252 amino acids. The record is from RefSeq and is a predicted model, not a curated record. The transcript is spliced from 3 exons. Gene Ontology annotation, cellular component: membrane.